This is a messenger RNA of Exophiala mesophila, 1807 nucleotides long. RefSeq lists its product as uncharacterized. The transcript has 3 exons. The coding region runs from base 1 to 1719 and encodes 572 amino acids. Lineage: Eukaryota; Fungi; Ascomycota; Eurotiomycetes; Chaetothyriales; Herpotrichiellaceae. The record is from RefSeq and is a predicted model, not a curated record.
AUGGCCCCAAAACGUAAAAACGCUGCACAUGCAAAUUUUGUUUUUCUAUCCUAUGCACCGAAUGCCACUCGGACCGAUCAGGUUCUCCAAGAUUCGCAACGGCGAGCUCAUGCUGCACGCAAAUCCCAUGCAGCUUCUCGCCAACGACAACGAGAUGAGGUCAUUCCAGGCUCGAACACUGCCAGUUACUCUUCUGUUCUGUCAGAACCCAGCGUACAAGGCGCCGAAUGUCCGCCGAAAGUGAAACAGAAUCCGUCAAACCAAAUCACGAGACAUAAUGACCGGCUCGUGGCCGGCACCGGUCAAUACGCCCCUCUGCUGUUAUACGACCUACCACAUUCCUUGCACAGGUUGGCACAAAACCCCAUUGAUCCUUUCAACAGUUUUGCAGCCAAAGGCCUUCCAGACUAUGUGUACAAAGUGCUUUACUUUGCGGCCGAAACCAAAUGGGGAAACCUCAAACCUUCCUUGUCAGUUGAGCAGGUCGAUCAAUUGAAGACGGCAUGGCUGCGUGCCAACGUAGAAUCUCCUACCGUCCUCCACGCCAUGGUGUAUGGGAUGCUCAGAUCUCUUGAAUCGACCCACGGAGACCGGGCGAGCGCACUUGGCUACCUGACAUUAAAACACCAGAACUGCGCAUUGAUGCUGCUGCAGCGAGACUUGCAACAACUAGGAAACACGAGACCUCACCAAAACCUUCUCCUUGCUAUCAUCACUCUGGCCGCGCAUGGGGAUCUUCUUGACAACGGUAUCUUAGAGCCCUCGGGGUUUGCUGAAUCGCCGCUUGCAAGGACGCAGAAUCUUCAUAUCUAUGGCUUAAUGAGGAUGGUACCGCAGCAUCGCCAGGCUAUAUUCGCGAUCCUCGAUCAACUUGGUGGGAUAGAGGCAGUGACGUUGUUUGGACUUCGAGAGACCCUCGAAUUCUACGAUCUUCUUUUUGCAACUCGAUUUGGCGUGCCGCCCAAGAUACCUUGCAAUCGGCCCAUGACUCCCUUGGUUCCAGAUAUUCAAUGCAUUCCGGAUGACGUCGCACAGCGAAUGCUGUCGCGUCUAGGCAAGUCUUUUUUCUCGCUGCAAGAGCUGGACUGCGAAUCAAUUCAAGCUGUGGAAGAUUGCUGUAUCCUUGUAGUUGGCCUUGACCAAUAUCAGCGAAGGACCCCCUGGGCCCCGUCACUUCCAUCACUCAUCGCCGCCAGGACCAUCGCCCAGCACCAGUUGACAGCCUUGCCUCCAAUCUCCGAUUAUCUCGCCUCUGUUGAAACCCCGACGGCAAUCACUCAUCAGAUAAGAGAGAUCUGUCGCAUUGCCCUUUUGAUCUUCAGCGACAUGACCAUCUUUCCCGUGCCCCGUGUCUCCGGAGUCAAGGCACGGCUGGUGAGCACUCUGCGCAAGAGGCUCGAGAUUAUUUCCCCAGACUUGUGGUCUUUACAUCGGGAACUCAUGAGCUGGAUCCUCAUGAUUGGCGGCGUCGCGGCUAGGGCAACCACACAUCGGGACUGGUUCGUCUCAAUAUCUCAUGCUCGCCUGUGGUGGUACCUAAAUGAGUGGAAGGAUGUCAAAGACAUUCUGGAGACCUACCUGUGGUGGGACCAUGUCUACUUCGAUGUCGGAUUGGACUUCUGGAUGCAAGUACAAAAGCGACAUGAUUCCAUUGCUUCAAGCGCCAAAUCCCUGGCCUCUGUUUCUAGGUUUACUGACGAUGACAUAUGUGAUGUAUGACUGAAAAGGGAAAUGACGGCGUAGACUGUUGAUAUGCAUUGACUUUGGGAGGUCAACGGCCACAGGCCUUGACCCGUGGAUAAUAAUA